Molecule: messenger RNA, 1749 nt
Organism: Rangifer tarandus platyrhynchus (Svalbard reindeer)
Lineage: Eukaryota; Metazoa; Chordata; Mammalia; Artiodactyla; Cervidae
Source: the annotation of a GenBank genome assembly
AUGGCCUUGAGGUACGAUGGCCUGGACGAACUGCCCGCCGCCUGCCUGUCGCCGUGUGGGCCGCCCAACCCGGCCGAACUGUACAGCGAGGAGCGGCGCUUGGCGCUCGAGGAGCUGCUGGCGGGCGGCCCCGAAGCCUUCUCGGCGUUCCUGCGACGCGAACGCCUCGGCCGCUUCUUGAACCCAGACGAGGUGCGCGCCAUCCUGCGCGCGGCCGAAAGGCCCGGCGAGGAGGGCGCGGCGGCGGGGGCCGAGGACUCUUUCGGCUCGUCGCACGACUGCUCGUCCGGCACCUACUUCCCCGAGCAGUCGGACCUGGAACCGCCGCUGCUGGAACUCGGCUGGCCCUCCUUCUAUCAGGGCGCCUACCGCGGGGCCACGCGCGUCGAGGCGCACUUCCAGCCCCGCGGCGCGGGCGCCGGAGGCCCCUACGGCUGCAAGGACGCGCUGCGCCAGCAGCUCCGCUCGGCGCGAGAGGUGAUUGCAGUGGUGAUGGAUGUUUUCACGGACAUCGACAUCUUCCGAGACCUGCAGGAAAUCUCUCGGAAACAGGGAGUUGCUGUCUACAUCCUGCUGGACCAGGCUCUGCUCUCUCAGUUUUUGGAUAUGUGCAUGGAUCUGAAAGUUCAUCCUGAAGAAGAAAAGCUGAUGACUGUCCGGACGAUUACAGGAAAUAUUUACUACGCCAGGUCAGGAACUAAAAUUGUUGGGAAGGUUCAUGAAAAGUUCACACUGAUUGAUGGCAUUCGUGUGGCUACAGGCUCCUACAGUUUUACAUGGACAGAUGGCAAACUAAACAGCAGCAACUUGGUGAUUCUGUCCGGCCAAGUGGUUGAACACUUUGACCUGGAGUUCCGAAUCCUCUACGCACAGUCAAAGCCCAUCAGCUCCAAGCUCCUGUCCAGCUUCCGGAUCAGUGGCAGGUUUGACCAUCUUGUCGAGCAGAAACCGCUGUCUAAGGAGCUCACACUGGGCAACCUGCUGCGGCUGCGGCUGGCCAGGCUCUCGAGCACUCCCCGGAAGGCCGAGCUGGGUGGCGAGGAGGGCCGGGCAGAGGCUGGGUGCGGGGCCUCCAAGGCCUCCACCAUCAGCGAAGAGGACUACUUCAGCAGCCGCAGGGACAGGCUGGAAGGCAGGAAGGCGACUGAUGCCGCCACUCAGACAGAGCCAGGAGAGGAGACGCCCGCUGUGAGCACGAGUGAUGUGGGGACACAAGCCAGCGCGGCCAUGGCAUGUGCCGGCACCCAGACCGCAGUGGCCACCAGGGUGGUGAGCUCCCAAACCGUGGUCCCGACCACAUCGACCACUACCCAAACUGACGUGGACGAGGGUGUUCUCGCCUCUCCGGGAAGCCAGUCUAAGGAAGCAUCACCAGUAUCAAAGAUGUCUGUGUCGCGCUCCUCCAGUUUGAGAUCCUCCUCCUCUCUGUCCUCCCAAGGCUCCGUGGCCAGCUCCAUCGGUUCCCAGACUUCCUUCAGAUCCACUGACUUUGCCACGCCUGGACACCCUAAGUACUGGAGCACCCCCCACUUCGAUCUGUGCUUCAGAGACUCAUUCAGAAACUUGAAUAAAGAGAGACAGUUUCACUUUGCUGGGAUCAGGUCCCGGCUCAACCACAUGCUGGCCAUGCUUUCAAGAAAAACAUUCCUUACUGAAAACUACCUUGGUUUUAAUUCCGGAAGUUUUGCCAGAUCAUCCACUAACUUGCUGGCAGUUCGAGAAAUCACCCUUUAUCCAUCUUAUCAGUGA